CAAUAUUCUCCUGGAGGACGCUGACAUGGACGUGGACGAGCUCCUCCGGUCCGUUUGUGGCGCUGCCUCCGUCCUCGAGGUCCAACAGUUUGGCUCGGUACUGGUUCAGCGUCUGCGGUCGGCGAGGCAACGCAGAGAUGACAUCACCGCUCAGGAGAUGAAGGCCGUGAUGGACGAGAGAGACGGGUCGGUCAGCAAGUGUAAACGUUUGGAACAGGAAGUGAUGCAGGAGAGAGAGCAGAGGGCGAGCGAGACGCUGCUGAGAGAAAGGGGCGGAGCUCUGGAGGUCCGACGGCAGCUGGAGGCGGAGCUACAGGUGCUACGAGCCAAUCACAGCUCUCAGGACCUCCUCACCCCUCCUCCCUCGCUGGUCGGUGUCUCUCCACUGGCUCUUCAGGCCCCGCCCCAGCCCCCUCAGGCUCCCCCCCUGCAGGUGCAGGUGCAGCAGCUGUCGAAGGAGAAGCAGAGCGUGGAGGCGGAGCUGCAUCGCUGUCAGGAGGCGGAGCGAGAGGCCAGUGAAAGAGUCCACAGGUUGGAGCGUCUGGUGGAGGUUUUGAGGAAGAAGGUCGGGACAGGAAGUGUCCGAGCCGUCAGCUGAUCUUCAGAUGUUUCUUUAGUAAAAUUAUGAUUAUUUCUGUGUAUUUCUUUUCUCUUUAUUCUAAAUAAAUCUUUACAGCCUUAAAGUUCAUGAAAACAUGAAACAUUUGAAGUGAUUUUCUAAUGUUUUUGUCAUAUUUUGCACUAAAUAUGAAGUUUAUGAUUGAGUGCUUUCUUUUUUUCUUCAUUUGGUGUUGACAUGAAAUAAAGUGUUUAAAUAAAUGUUAAUUACAUUCACAG
This is a messenger RNA of Cottoperca gobio, 837 nucleotides long. RefSeq names its product mirror-image polydactyly gene 1 protein-like. The record is from RefSeq and is a predicted model, not a curated record. The transcript is spliced from 6 exons. NCBI's taxonomy places the organism in Eukaryota, Metazoa, Chordata, Actinopteri, Perciformes, Bovichtidae. Bases 26 to 598 code for a protein of 190 amino acids.